AUGGCUCAUUUACCUUUUAAAUACACACAUCUUUUCAUUUCCAGUCCACCCAAGGAGAAGAAAGGACCACAGGCGCUGGGAAUCCACCUGGAGAGUUCAUACCAGACUUCGUUGGAGCUCUUCCUUCCCGAGACUGUCAUGGCUCAAAAAGAACAGGAAGUGAGCAACAUCCAGGUCAGGAGCGUGUUACAGGGAGGCGUGACCUUUGAGGAUGUCACCGUGGCCUUCACGCAGGAGGAGUGGGAGCGACUGAGUCCUGAGCAGAGGGACCUGUACAGAGAUGUGACCUUGGAGAACUUCAGGAACCUGGUCUCCGUGGGAGGAGAGGAAGCCACCAAACCAGGAGUGAUCUUGCGGUUGGAGAACGGCGAGGAGCCGUGGACGGUGGCGACGCAGGUGCUGAGGAGCUGUGGCCCGGCAGAAAAAGACUGGGCCAUUGAAGAGCAGAGUGGGAGAUUCCAGGACAUAGAGCAGAGCCUCAAGACUAAAGUUGCAUCCGUCAACCAGGAGACACUGACCGAGCACGAAGACCUUGAACGUGACAAACCUAAAGAAAUCUUCCUGCUGAGUGCAGACAGUGUUCCUUCAAGGGCCAGACUCCUUGAACGUGACUCAUGCGGAAAACAUUUGAAACAUAGUUUAGAUACGAAAAGCUAUGUAAAAAUUAAUACGUACAAUAUAUCCAAAAGAAGAAUUGGCAAUGAUCCAUCUAAACUGAAAGAAAACCAAUUUUUGCGGAAUGCCUAUCGAAAGUCACUCAGUUCAAAAUCAUACCUUCAGAGUCCCCUAAGGACACAAGCCAUUGAGGAAUCCUUUGGACAUAAUACACGUAGACGGGCAUUCAGCAAGAAGAGUAGGACAGAUGAACACCAGAACACUGAUACAGGAGACAAAUCCUAUGAAUGUGACGAAUGUGGGAAAGUCUACAAGCAAAAGCCCAACCUUGUCCAACACCGGAAAACUCAUACUGAAGGGAAACCCUUUGAGUGUCAAACAUGUGGGAAAGGCUUUUCCUGGAAAUCCGCCUGCAUUAAUCAUAAGAAAAUCCACCAUGAAGAGAAAGCCUACGAAUGUGAUAAAUGUGGGAAGUCCUUUAAACAGGGCUCAACCCUCCUUCAACAUAAAAAAAUUCACACCGGACAAAAGCCCUACAGCUGCAACAACUGUGCAAAAGCAUUCAUCUACAAGUCAGAUCUUGUGAAACACCGGAGAACACACACAGGAGAGAAGCCUUAUAAAUGCAACGUGUGUGGAAAGGCUUUUGCCCAGAAAUCCAACGCCGUUGACCAUGAGAAAAUCCACUCUAGGGAGAGAGCCUACGCCUGUGAGCUAUGUGGCAAUACCUUCAUCCAGCAGAAAAAUCUUAUUCAACACAGAAAAAUCCAUACUGGAGAAAAAUGCUACGAAUGUGACAGAUGUGGGAAAGCUUUCUUCCAGAAGUCAAAUCUUCACAGCCACCAGAGAAUUCAUAGCGAGGAGAAGCCCUACCAGUGUCAGGAGUGCGGGAAAUUCUUUAGCCGGAAGUUAGGACUCCGCCUGCAUACAAAAGUCCACACUGGACAGAAACCUCAUGAGUGUUCUGAAUGUGGAAAAGUCUUCCUUGACACGUCGUAUCUUAUCAAGCACCAGAGAAGAAUUCACAACAGAUACACGCCUCCCGCACAUUAA
Rangifer tarandus platyrhynchus (Svalbard reindeer) is the source of this 1668-nucleotide messenger RNA. The record is from the annotation of a GenBank genome assembly. NCBI's taxonomy places the organism in Eukaryota, Metazoa, Chordata, Mammalia, Artiodactyla, Cervidae.